UUUUGCCAGCACUUCCCAAUAGGUAAUCUUUAUGCGAAAUACACAGGAAGCUGACCUAGCGCCCAACCGUGGUCACUUCCACUCAACUACACCUCGGCGUCUGUAUCCCUCUCAAUCCUUGGCCAGUUACCGUACGAGCCAAAUACACGCUGCAUUUUAGGGGCUCUUAACUUCUGAUGCCUCCCUCGGUCUCCGCCGCCACGCGCUCCGACGAUGAUGAGGAUCACGGUGCACCCACUGAAAUUUCAGAUGCCGAUGGCGACGAAAAAGAACUGGAAUAUGAAGAAGUGGAAGAAGAUGGUGAUGUUGAAGAAUACGAAGAAUAUGUUGAAGAGGUUGAAGAAGAAGAAGAAGAAGAAGUAGAGGAAGUGGAAGAAGUGGAAGAAGUGGAAGAAGAAGAAGAAGAAGAAGAAGAAGUAGUGGAAGUGGAGGAGAAAAAGGUGGAUCAGAAGGACGAGGUGAAUGUUUCAGAUUCUUCAAUUGAAGCCGAUGAGGAUCCUAACGAUGUUAGUCGAGAUAUGGAGUUUGAGGGGCAUGACAGGCUACUGAGAUCGAGUUCUUAUACCCUAGAAAAAUCUGAAGUGAAGAUCUCACCUGAGUACAUUGCUGUAGAGGAAAGUAAUGGUAAUUCCAAAUUUUCUAGUCAUUCAAAUGAGCCAUUGACAACACAAAAGGAAGAACUGGAUUUGAAUGAUGUGGAUUCAAAAUAUAUAGAAUUGGGAAAAGAUAUGGUUCCAGAAGACAAGGUCUUUAAAGAUUGUAGUGAAUCACAUUGUGAUAGCAAGGCCUUUUCGUGCACCGAGGACAUUAUCGAUGCUGAAACCCACCUUUUUAGCAGCACAAGAAAUGAUAUGGCUAAUGCUUUCCCAAUGAAAGAUCACUUAGGUGAGGAGGCCAAUGGUGUUUUGAAUACUAGGGAAGAAAUUAAGCAAAUGGACUUGCAAUCAAGGCAUGACAAAAAUCAAAUGGAAUCAAGGUUUUUCAGAUUGGCUACUCCAGAUACAAGGACUAGAAGUCUGUCCCCUGGUGCUGAGAUUAAGGAAGGAAACAAACGCCCGGCUGUUAUUUGUGACUUUUUUGCACAAGGGUGGUGCAUCAGAGGUAGUUCAUGUAGGUUUCUUCAUAUAAAAGGUAACUUGAAUAAUACCACCCAAAAGUCCGAGGUAGAAGCAGAUGCUGUGAAUUGGAAAAAAGUUCAGGUGGACAAAGGUUUGAGAGGCGAGAGAUCAAGGUCGCCUGGUUUUCCUGAGCCACAGGAAUCUUCAGUUGGAAAUACCCUGGAAUUUUCUUCACACUUCUCUUCAGAAACAAUCCUGCCAAGGGAGCUUGGAGAAAGCCAAAGGUGGCAUCAGUUUCAUCAAAAACAUAAACUUCCAUUGGUUGAGAAAGAGGACUUAUCUUUGUGCAUUAAUCCCGACUCCCAGCAUUUGCCUUCCUCUAAAGACGAUCCGGGCUCUGUCUUGUUUAAGGAUGUAGGGGGAGAGAGUUGGAGAGAAAAUUGGCCUGCAAAUAAUUAUGGUGACCAUGCUUCGUCAAACAGUAGAGGUAGUUCGGUAGUAAAGAACAACUUGCUUCCCGAGUAUGGAUUUUCUUCAAGUAGCCCUGUUCUUUUGUCGCGCAAUUAUGACAGUGAGAUCUUCUCUUCUCAUUCUCUACAGAGCCAGCAUGUGCACAGUGACUAUAAUUCACCACUUAGGAUCCAUUCUCUGAAUUCAAGCUCAAAUACUUAUCUUUCGAGUACUGGCAUGCUGCCAUCUCACCGUAUCUCUUCCUGGAGAGCAUCUUUGUUGCCCUUUAGUUAUUCCUCUUUCAGUACAAGUUCUCUUGGUGCUCAAAGGCUGUUGAACAGUGAGAAAGAAUGCCAUGCUUCUGGAUCAUCUUCCUUGCUGCUUAGUUAUUCUCCCUUCUCUGGUUCUAAAUCAGAAAAUCUACCUCUAGCCAAUGUACCAUUGCACUGUGCUGAACAUAAAACAAAAUUUUCUUCAAAUGAUUGGGAGCCUUCUGUACCUUUCCGACCAUCUUUUUUUAUUCCUCCGAUUGGUUUAUCAUCUCCAGAUCGCCAAUAUGAUCCUCUUCAUGAUAGCAUUGAGCUACCCAAGAUAGUAGAUCAAUCCUUUAGAGUUUCUCUCGACAGUCAUGGGGCAUCCAUGGACACAUUGCUCCAGAGGAAAUAUGGUAAUCCUGUAUUAACUGCGAUGCAGGGCCUAGAAUGUCACAAUGAUACAACUUCCGUAUCUUCUCAUAAUAAAGUUUAUGAGAAUGUGUUAGAAAAACACCAUCAUGGAAGAGAUUCUCUUAAAACUGAAGCAGAGACAGUUGGAACAUCUGCUGUUGACCGAAAAAAUGGGAUGAUGUCUAAAGAAGGGAAUCCCUUGGGCUUCUCUCAUGUCAAUGAUAGGACAAAAAGGAGCAAGCUCGAUGAUGAUCAUGCUUUAAGUCAUCAAAAUGAUGCAUCAGGACAUCAGGACUUAAAAGUAAGUAGGGGUGGACAAGACAAUGAAAUGGAUGUUGGGCAUAAGACAGAUGGAAAUAUUCACGGUGAACCAAAAGCACUGAGACAUUUUCGUGCUGCCCUUAUCGAUUUAGUUAAAGAGUUGUUGAAACCAAAUUGGCGUGAUGGCCAUCUCAGCAAGGAUGCUCAUAACAUGAUAGUAAAAAAAGUGGUAGACAAGGUUCUUAAAACCUUACAAUCCCAUCAACUUCCAACCACCUUGGAAUCAGUGAAGCAAUAUCUCUCUUCAUCACGUCCAAAAAUUGUUAAACUUGUUGAGGGAUAUGUUGAGAAAUACGGCAAAUCUUAAGGCUCUAGGCUGAGUGCUUUUUUUGUACAGAGAUGUUCAUGCUUCGUAUCUUGUCACCUGAUCUGCUGCUGUUGCGAUGGGUUGCUGCUGGUAACAAGCCUUGGGCCGACUGAGCUGUCACAUGAUUCACAUCAGAUUCAUCGUGACCAUUGGAAAGCAACGGAUCGGCUGGGAAAUAUUUGAUUGAAUCAGUAACAGCCAAGUCUUGUCUUGUGCGCCAAAAUUCAAAUUUCUGGGUCUUUUUUAUUCGGUUGGCACUGAUGGUAAGAGGUGAUUUAGAUUGCUGAUCUUGAACACAUACGAGGCCAGCAAAGGAGAGUGAGUCAGCCGAAUUGUUGUCUGCUGCGGCAUCCACAGAAAUCUUGUUUUGCAGGUGAGUUGCCAUUGAUUCUGCGACACACUUGGUUUGCUAGAGUCAGCGCAUAUAUAGCACUGGAUGAUGGGAAAUUUGACAUUCAAAUUGCCUUGUCCUAGUCAUUACAAGCAUCUUGAAUUUCGUUCCAUCUUUUUGGCGGACAUACCAAAGAAUGGUGGUGUAGUUUUAUGUUGAGCCUGUUACUUAUUAUUCUCAAAGCUGUUUUAAAUUCGAACUUUACGAGGGAAUUGUAGAAAUAGAUUGAUCUUAGUGGAGGUUUGGUGUUGUUUUCUCUUAUUUGGUCGUCACUUCGUCCGUAAUGUUCCAUCCAUAAUAAUGUCUUUGGUAAACUAGAAACGUUGUACGGGUGGAAAUUUCCAAGAAGUGUUUUUGUACUAGUAAUGUCAGGUAUAAGUUCUAAAUAAAUAAAUUUUGUACAAAUUUUUUAUAAAAAA
Juglans regia (Persian walnut) is the source of this 3611-nucleotide messenger RNA. RefSeq names its product protein FRIGIDA-ESSENTIAL 1-like. NCBI's taxonomy places the organism in Eukaryota, Viridiplantae, Streptophyta, Magnoliopsida, Fagales, Juglandaceae. The coding region runs from base 177 to 2801 and encodes 874 amino acids. Gene Ontology annotation, molecular function: metal ion binding. The record is from RefSeq and is a predicted model, not a curated record. The transcript has 6 exons.